Molecule: messenger RNA, 3675 nt
Organism: Acanthoscelides obtectus
Lineage: Eukaryota; Metazoa; Arthropoda; Insecta; Coleoptera; Chrysomelidae
Source: the annotation of a GenBank genome assembly
GUUCGACGACGCUCUCACGGAAGCUGGAGUUAUUAAUAAAAAAGCUGCAUUGAUUAACGCUGAGAAACCCCGGCACGAUCUUAAAUCAACAACGCUGCGAAAAAGAAUUGGCACCCCUAGCAUAUAUUUCGCUUUGGCAGUAUACCAACAGUAUGAUAUUUAGUUGGAUUGACUGACCCAGUCUGUAUAUAGACCAAUUCAAUUGAACAUCAUGCUCCUAGUAGUUCCUAUGGCUCGCUGACUGCUAGCGUUAAAUUUACACUCGCGCUAGAAAUAUGGUCAACGGGCUGCUCCUCAUCGCCACCCAAAAAUACGACUCCACAAGCCCUGAGGAGCUCACUCUUGAAGAUGGGGACGUAGUCGAACUACUUGAUACGCACGAUCCUUCAGGAGCUGCUAAAUAUCUUGUAAAAAAAGUGAGCGGUGACAAAAAACAGGGCUGGGUGCCAGGUAAAGUUCUUCAAACGCUAGAUGAUCCUGCUAUAAGUAAAAAUGGGGAUCCAGGUGAUGCCGUCUUCAGGCGUCAGGCUGUGGUGAAAGAACUGAUCGAAACCGAGCAAGAAUUCGUGAGAGAUAUGGACUCAGUUAUUCAGAAAUAUUUCACAUUUCCGGAAGAACCUGGAAAAGUGCCAAAAGUAAUCAAGGAUAAUGCAGAUCUCUUAUACGGAAACUUCAAGGAAAUUGCAGAGUUUCACCGAACGUAAUACCUAAUCGUAGCAAAGCUCUACCAUUUUGAUUUUUUAUUUAGAAUUAUAUUAAUAUUCGUGGAAUAUAGAAGGAAGCUGAAAUUGCAUCACAAUAUACGAAAGACUCAAUUUUCAGUGUCAAAUCUUAAGUGUAGCUAAUACAUUAUUUUAACGAAUUCAGACUAGGUAGAAGGAGCAAGCCUACGCUUUGUUUGUCUUCAAAAACUCAGUCUGUAGUCAGAAUGAAAGUGGAUACUAUUCUCAUUUUAGUGUUUUUUAAAGUUUACAAAUAGUUGUGGGCACAAGACUUAUGAAGGUAGACACAACGUUGUUACUUUGGUAGGCAAUAGUAGUCAAUUGAAUCGAAAGUAUGCACUAAAACUACGCAAUUUUGGCGACAAACGUACAUUAAACAUAUAGGCGUGGCUCGUUCUAAUCUCUUCGAAUUCGUUGAGGGCUAUUAGUAUAUAUGAUAAUUCAAAUUCAAUAUCACCGUGUAAUAUGAUAGUAUUGUAACAAGCUGCUAAAAAGAGUAUGUUCCCAAGCAAUAUUCAGCUUGUUCAUCUUGGGCUUAUAAUUUUACUGUCUGGAAUAGAAAUAAGCUUCAAAGAGGAAUAAUUCAUAAUCGUGGACAAAAAACAUACAACAGAGGCUAGAAAUGGAUCGGGAGAAAUAUAAAGAUGAGGUAGCGCUAUGAGUACGAUAUCGAAAACGGCUAGCUAACCGUUUGUUGGCAAAAUGGGAAUAAACUGCCACAAUUUUGCAAGCUUCAUGUGGAAGGCAUUUGAAUUAAGCAAUUGUUUAUGCGGCCAACUUUUUAACUCUAAGCCAUCUUUGGGCAACGUGUAUCUCCCUUCUCAUCUACUUAUGAGCUUCAUCGUAUAAUAAUUUUUCUAUUCCUCUAUGAAGCAUCUAUAUAUAAAGUACACAUUGACACCUCCGCUUAUUCACAGUUCACACUUUAAAUGAGGCAAACGGUCAAAACGGAUGCUCCUACUUGGUGAAAUUUGUGUUUCUUGCGGUAAAAAAGUGUUAAUGUCAAGUAAAUUACCAAAAAUGUAUGGCGUUUUAAUGUACGAAUAAUAUGAUUUAAUUGAAAAGCAACAUUAUAUUAUUACUCGGUACUCUACUGUGAAUAGCAGCUGACCUAUGUUAUAUGUAAACUUCCUAAAUAAGCUUCUGACUGCGCCCAUGAUUAAAGCGUUAAUUCAUAGUCAGUUUUUAAUUUUCUGUACCUGUUAUAAAAUACAGAUACAUCUAAUAAUAAGCUAACGUUAUCACCUAUUGACCAGCAGGAAAUGUUAAUUUACGUACUUACAUACAUAGCAAAUCCUAUCGUCAUACCGAAUUUACUAAUAUCCAGUUGCAUAUACGAGGCCUUAAUUCUGCACUCUAUACAUGUCUGCAUAUACUGUUUUAUUUAUGUAUUGAUUCCUAACGUACGUUGUUUGUGCUGGUAGAAUAUAAUUGUCUUUGAAUUCAACAUAUUUCCUUGCUUGAAGAAUUUAGAAAAGACACUUUGACCUCAAAGCCAAUGAUAUAUUAUGGCUGUCAGAAAGACAUAGCAAACAGGGCAUGCAAUUUUCUAAUUUUAGCGAAAAAAGUCGCCGUUUUAAAAAAAGCCCUUCUUCUGUGGAAAUAACUAUCUAUAUGACGGUUUCUUGUGAUCUCGAAUGACUUCUCUUAGAUAUAGCGAUACAACUGCAAGACCAGUAGGUAUAUGGAAUUACACGGUUUGUAACUUAUUUCUUAAGAAGCAAGAAUAUAUUGUAGAAAUUGACGACAAAUAUAUUUUGAAAGUAGGAAUGUGAUUUUCAAAUAAAUUUGUCAAUUUUAUCGGAGUUUCUUGACAUACUGCUACACAUUCCAAUUUUUUCGGUCAUAAAGAAAGAUAGCAAAAAUUGACACAAAGGUUACUGAUCUAAGGUGUGUACAUUUUAAUUAAACAUAACGAAUUUGCUACAUAUUUUAUGAAAUCACGCCUUUUGUUGGUUGGUCGGUAUGUGAUAACCUUAGUUCACUAAGAGCUUUUUUAUAAGCAUACGCCAAUUAUAUUAAAAUACUAGUGUAUCUAAGCUACACAGCAUUACUACAAAAAUAAAACGCCUCUCACCACAUAGAUGCAAAAGUUUGUUGACAAUAACUCACCCUGAAACAAAUAAAAAAAAAGUUACCAAGCAAUCUAGUGCAGUUCCAGCAAAAAUGUUAGUGUAGCCGUCUAGUCUCGAGUAUAUCGAUGUGUCUAUCCAAAAUGUGAUUAUCUAAGAUAAUGUGUACCCCUCACUUCAGAUAAUAUAAUCUUGUAUACAUUUUAGCACGAUCUGUGGCAGCGCUAUCUGAUGAAUGCGAUCCUAACUAACUCACCAUAAGCGAUAAAUUUCUUUAUAGGAAAUAGCACUAUUCAACCUUUUAGCAGCACGAUGUAUUAUCCACCACCUCUUAUUGCUUCCAAUUACUUCUGAAUUUUGAACAUUGCAGUUAUUCUACAAUCCCCAAAGCAAGGGAAAUGUUUUGAUCUUAGAAAAAGCGGCAAAAAAAUGUUCUCAAAAUUCGAAAAUAAAAUAUUACUCCCUGGACAAAUAUCCUAGUUUUAAAAUUUAAUUUGCUGUCAGUAAAAUAUAUAGAUUUGUAUUCGGUUUCAUAUUUCUCUGACCAAAUGAAACCCAACUACUUACGUUCCGGCCACCACGGUGACUUUUUCAAACUAGAGAUGAGAAUCUCUCCCUCUUUGCUCACAAUUUUUCCAUGCACGAAAUAAGAAUAUCUUUUUAAUUUCACACAGUCUUGCCUGAUGCUGUUUCACCACCUUUACUCAAGUUUUUUUUUUAUACUCCAACUACCACGAAGGCCUAAGGCCUAAACACCCAUUGGGUACCGUGGGGCUAUAGGGGAUACAGGGGAAAGGGGGAACGCCACACGGACUCUGGCGAGGGAACACGUGUGUAUGCAACAUGCACAAAUUCUGGCUCCGCCUACGAGAUCCGCCGGG